AUGGUCGCUUUCGAUUCCUCGACCACUGGGUCUGAAGUAGUCGCUGCGUUCUCAGAAAGAGUCUCUGGGAAGACAUUUGUGAUCACUGGAGCGAGCUAUGGAGGGCUAGGGAGCCACACAGCCCUUCUCCUGGCUGCUGCCAAUCCUGCUGAGAUUGUUCUUCUCGGGCGAUCCGAAGACAAAUCCUCCCAAGUCAUGAAGGAGAUCAGAGAAACCAGCCCCUCUACCGUUGUAAGAUUCGUCAAAAUUGACCUCAUGUCCUGCGCAUCAGUGCGAGCUGCCGCGGCGGAGAUCAAAUCGUCUAUUUCCAAGGUGGAUGUCCUCAUUAAUAACGCAGGCAUUAUGGGUGCUAGGUUUUCUUUGACUGCUGAAAACGUGGAAAGCCAUCUAGGUGCCAAUCACAUUGGUCAUUUCCUGCUCACCAACCUCCUUGUUCCGAAACUUGAAGCUUCUGGCGGCGGUGCUCGUGUCGUGAAUAUAUCCAGUGCUAUGUACGAGUUCAGCCCAGUUAUGUUCGACAAUUACAACUUCUCGAACGGCAAGACCUACAACGCUUGGACAGCUUACGGACAGUCCAAGACAGCAAAUAUUUUGUUUGCCGUUGCUCUGGCCAGCAAACUGGAGAAAAAGGGAAUAAGGUCAUAUUCAUUGCACCCUGGUGUCAUACAGACAACGGGUCUGUCGUCCGGAGUAGAUUCAGCAGCGUGGCCCAUCGUGGAACCUAUGUUUGAAAGCAAGAACAUGGAGAUGCCAAAGGAAAAGAACAUUGAGCAGGGCUGCGCAACCACCCUUGCUGCAGCUUUGGACCCCGCUCUUGAUGAUAAAUCAGGGUCAUUUCUAGAUGACUGCAAUCCACGACAGGUUUUGGAAUUCGCCUCUGACGCAUCCAAUGCGGAUAAGUUGUGGGCUCUGAGCGAGGAAAUUGUUGGAAAAAAAUUUUGCUACUGA
Molecule: messenger RNA, 948 nt
Organism: Penicillium arizonense
Lineage: Eukaryota; Fungi; Ascomycota; Eurotiomycetes; Eurotiales; Aspergillaceae
Product: SDR family oxidoreductase
Exons: 3
Coding region: 1-948 (315 amino acids)
Source: RefSeq, a predicted model, not a curated record